This is a messenger RNA of Alternaria atra, 1464 nucleotides long. RefSeq lists its product as uncharacterized. Lineage: Eukaryota; Fungi; Ascomycota; Dothideomycetes; Pleosporales; Pleosporaceae. The coding region runs from base 1 to 1464 and encodes 487 amino acids. The transcript has 5 exons. The record is from RefSeq and is a predicted model, not a curated record.
AUGUUGUCUUCAACUGGCAGUCUUCUCUUGAUCGGCGGCUUUUUCCAGGGAGCCGUGUCAGCAGCCCGCAUCUUGCCUCGCGAUGGAGCGUCUCCAGCGUUGCCUUAUGCGGACGACACUACCAAGUACUGCAGUUGGUGGCUCGACUACGAGUCUGUUGGGUCCUGUGCGGAUAUGCUUGAGGCCAACUACAUCAACCUCGAGGAGUUUCGUCGAUGGAACCCUUCUGUAAACGCGGCCUGUGGCAACCUCGUUGUCGGAAAGUCGUACUGCGUUGAGACCACCGAUGAGCCGGCAGCCCCCGCUCCGGCUCCGGCUUCGAGCUCUGCUUCAUCUGUACGAUCGUCAGCUGUGCCCACGCCCUCGACAUUCACGACCUCGCCAGAGCCUGUGGUCACAAGCUCUGCAAGCAAGUCAACGCCACCAUCAACGACCACACCUACGCCUACGCCCACCGUCACUAAGGGUAACAACGGCGUAGAGACCCCUCUGCCAACCCAGCCAGGCAUGGUUUCCAAUUGUGCCGCCUUCCAUUACAUCGGCCCGAACACUGUCUGUAGCCAGGUCCUCAGCUACCAGAAGAUCUCAAUUGAGGAUCUUUACCGAUGGAAUCCCUCGGUCAACGCCGAUUGCACGGGCCUGCAGAAACUGGUGAACGUAUGCGUCCGCGUCAUUGGCGCCACAACGACUACACCCAAGCCCAGCACCACCACCACCACCCCAGGAAACGGAAUCGAAACGCCUCAGCCAACGCAGCCAGGCAUGGUCGCAAACUGCAACAAGUUCCACUUCAUCAACCAGGGUGUAGUGUGCAGCCAGGUGAUCAGCUAUCAGAAGAUCACUCGCGAAGAUUUCGUUAAAUGGAACCCCACCGUGAAGGACGAUUGCUCCGGCAUGUGGGCCAAUGUCAAUGUUUGCGUUGGCGUGAUCGGAGGAGGAUCGUCGCCGACACCUACCACGAGCGCGGGCAACGGCAUUCAGACGCCGCAGCCCACGCAACCUGGCAUGAUUUCGAGUUGCAAGAAGUUUCAUUAUGCGGCGGAGGGCGUUGUUUGCACCCAGCUUACUAGCUACAACAAGAUCAGUCUGGCUGACUUUGUGAAGUGGAACCCAGGAGUUGGAAGCGACUGCAGGACGAUGUGGGCGAACACAUAUUUCUGUUCAGACAAGUAUGCACCUAGGCGACCUCUAUCUGCCUAUGUAAUUUUCCCCAACCAUGUAAGGGAGUCUCUGAAGAGCCAAGUAUUAUCUUUCACAGAGAUUGCGAAAGUCGUUGGUGAACGGUGGCGAGUUUUACCAGCGGAAGCUCGAGAGGCCUAUCAAUGUCAGGCCAAGGCCGGAAAAGAGAAAUACCACGCGAAAUUAGUAGAGUAUAAGGGAUCUCCCAAGUACGAUGCUUAUCAAAAGUACCUGAAGGAGUUCAAGGCGAAACACGCAGCACCAUAUAAUGGUUUGUUGCGUUGA